Messenger RNA from Aspergillus ibericus CBS 121593, 5244 nucleotides. RefSeq names its product acetyl-CoA synthetase-like protein. The transcript has a single exon. The coding region runs from base 1 to 5244 and encodes 1747 amino acids. The record is from RefSeq and is a predicted model, not a curated record. Gene Ontology annotation, molecular function: catalytic activity; phosphopantetheine binding. Gene Ontology annotation, biological process: secondary metabolite biosynthetic process; amino acid activation for nonribosomal peptide biosynthetic process. NCBI's taxonomy places the organism in Eukaryota, Fungi, Ascomycota, Eurotiomycetes, Eurotiales, Aspergillaceae. Gene Ontology annotation, cellular component: cytoplasm.
AUGACCAAGAUCGAGACCUUUGCGGAUGCGACUCAUCAGGAGUCAACAAAGCCCGUGUCCACCGAACGCAGCCGCGAAUCGCUGGAACUAGUGGGCGACUAUGAGCUCAACCAGAAACAGCUGCAACAGCUAGAUGCCUUCAACCCCAAGAAGCAGCAGUCCGUCGAUAUCUGCGUCCAGGAUGUAUUCCAGCAACAGGCUCUGAGGCAUCCAGCACGGGAGGCGGUGGCCGCUUGGAAUGGACAAUUUAGCUUUUCUACUCUCGAUCAUCUCUCCUCCCGUCUAGCGUCUCAUCUGAGAAGACUCGGAGUCGGGCUGGACGAAUUUGUCCCCGUCUGCUCCGAAAAAUCUCGCUGGUAUCCUGUGGCACUUCUGGGCGUGUUGAAGGCUGGCGCCGCGUUCGUCCCGUUAGAUCCAUCCCAACCCUCUCAGCGUUUGGAGGAGAUCCUCUGUGCGGUUACCCCAAACGUGAUCAUUGCCACCACGGCCACGGCGGAAAAGGCCAAUUUUCGAGGAACCAUGAUCAUCAUUGACGAUGACGAUGAGAGAGCCGUGUGGAGAAACUCGACGCCAGAAAGUCCAGCCCUAAAGGUUCCUUGCACGCAGGCUGCUUAUACAGUCUUCACGUCGGGUACCUCUGGCAAACCGAAGGGGGUGGUCAUAGAGCAUCGGUCUUUGUCGACCAGUGUGUUGGCCAAUAGUGCUGCUUUGAACAUUCACGAGAGAUCCCGAGUCUUCCAAUUUGCAUCUCAUGCCUUUGAUGCAUCCCUGUUGGACAUCUUCGCGCCAUUGGUCAAGGGUGGGUGUGUCUGUAUACCGUCGGAGAUUCAGCGCAAAAACAACAUAGCAGAGGCAUGUCGUCGACUAGGCUGCACCUGGGCUUUUUUGACCCCUUCGCUUACGCGAGUCCUAGAGCCUCAGGACUUAUGCACCUUGGAAACCUUGAUUAUCGGGGGUGAGGCUCUACGAGAAGGCGACGUUGAGAAAUGGAUGCCUCAUAUGCAGUGCAUCAGUGGCUACGGUCCCACUGAAUGUACUAUUGGAUGCAUGGCUACAAUUCUACAACCCGGAGUUCAGGUUGAUCCGGCAAACCUUGGGCGGGGUGUGGGAGUCAAUUGUUGGGUCGUUGAUCCUGGCGACCACAACAGGUUGACUCCGCCAGGUGAGGUUGGAGAACUACUUUUAGAAGGACCCAUGGUCGCCCGCGGUUAUUUAAACAAUCCGGAGCGCACUACCGAAGUAUUCAUCGACCCUCCGUCAUGGCACAGAAGAUUCAGGCCCCAAGGGGAUCGGAUGUAUAAGACAGGCGACUUGGUCGUUUUCGAUGCCGUGAGAAACUCGAUCCGCUAUAUCGGCAGAAAGGACAUGCAGGUCAAACUUCACGGUCAGCGCCUCGACACACGAGAGGUCGAGCAUCACAUCAGAUUACAUACCCCAGAUGCUAUGGAUGUUGUUGUAGAUAUGAUCCCAAUCGCGGAUGAGUCUGCCUCGGUUCUGAUUGCAUUUCUUGUCCUGAAAUCAAAUCGUACACAAUCGCCCGCUAACCCGACAAAAUGGCUCCAGGAGCCAACCGAGGACCUGAACAUCAAGACAGAGAUCCUCCAAAGAAAGCUAUCCAAGGUGGUUCCUCAAUACAUGGUUCCCAGGACAUUCCUAUUCUUAGUGUCGAUGCCUCUUACAAACAACGGAAAGAGUGAUCGGCAAACGCUCCGCCGUCUGGCUGCAACCUUGAGUCGGCAUGAUCUUCGCAGAUACAGCCGAAUGUCUGACACUACGAGCAGCAAGUCUUGCAGCCCAGUGGAGCGCAAACUCCAGUCUCUGUGGUCCAGAGUUCUAAACGUUAGACAGGACGACAUCGGACUUCAAGAUAGCUUCUUUGGGCUGGGUGGAACUUCGGUGGCGGCCAUGAAGCUGGCCGGUCUAGCAAGAAAAGAAGGCAUACGGCUAGAUAUAGCCGAUUUAUAUGGACACCCAACCCUCAGAGACAUGGUCAUUCGAGUUCGUGCUAUCUCAGCGAACAACAAAACCCAACCAUUCUCUCUGAUUCCAACUUAUGAGGACCGCGCACAACUCCUUGAGCUGGUCAUGCAACAAUGUGUGCUCCACCACCAAACAGAAAUAGAGGAUGUAUAUCCUUGUACAUCAUUACAGGAAGGACUUAUCUCUCUUGCAGCCAAAAGACCAGGUUCCUAUACGGGCGUCUUCAGAUACGAACUACCGAGGAAUGUAAAUAGCCACCAAUUUCGAAAUGCAUGGAAUGCUCUAGUCGAAGCCCACCCAAUUCUUCGGACUCGAUUCAUACAAGGGAGCAAUGGCAAGAUCUACCAGGCUGUGGUUCGCGGAACGAUCGAGCUGGAAGUGAGCUCAUUCGAUGAUGAACCGAAUAACAUACUAGCCUGUGAGCUCGGAAAGCCAUGGAUUCGUGCACACCUUCAUGAGGCAUCUGCGGUACAGCUGCCAACCUUUACUCUAAUUGUGCACCAUGCUCUAUCCGAUGGUUGGGGCCUUCCCGUACUUCUGCGGGAGCUUGAGGCGGCCUACAAUGGCCAGACGCUGAACGAGAGGCCAUUCAGUCCGUUCAUCGAGUACAUUAGUCGCACCAAGGUUGAAAGGGAAAAUUACUGGAAAGGGCGCUUCACUGAUGUGCAAAGUGCCAGCUUCCCUCAGCUACCCAGCCCGGCGUACGUUCCUGAGUCCACGUUGAUGAUACCAAUCCAAAUUUCCAUACGACAAACGAUUCAAAGUGAAUACACGCUUCCCGAAAAACUCAAGCUAGCCUGGGCUGUUCUCCUCUCCUACUACACGGAAACCUCCGAUGUUGUCUUUGGCCUCACCGUUAGCGGUCGCGGUGCGCCUGUGAUUGGAGUUGAGGACAUGGCCGGCCCGGCUAUUGCUACCAUUCCGCUCAGAUUGAAUCUUGACCCAGGAAUGACUGUAAAGCGGAAUCUGCAGCAGCUCCGGGAGUAUUGCAUUUCUGCUAUUCCUUAUGAACAAAUAGGGCUGCAGAACCUCCGACGUCUGGGCGAGGGAGCCGCAAAAGUCUGCAACUUUCAAAGUCAUAUCGUCGUUCAACCAGAGGAGUGUGGUAGUGAUUGGAUGUUUUCCAGGAAGCAGAACCAAUCCGCAAUAGGGGCCUUUAGCUCCUACGCAAUCACUUUGAUCUGUCAACAACAACCUGGUACAAUAAACAUCGAGGCGACCUUUGAUCCGCAUGUUGUAUCUCACGUCGACAUGGACCGAAUGCUGAAACAGCUCAGACAUCUCAUGAUCAUUCUAACAUCUGGAUCUGAAGACGUUCCUUUACGCGAUCUUGAUGCCAUCAGUCCUGAGGACGGGUUGCAGUUGGAAAAGUGGAAUCGUGCCGUACCUGAGACGGUUGAGAUAUGUGCUCAUGACUGGAUCCGAAAGCGAGGGCUCACUCAGCCCAAUGCUCCGGCUGUGUGUGCCUGGGAUGGCAACUUUACAUACGCGGAAAUGGAGCAGAUGUCUUCAGAGAUGGCACGUUACCUCCAGGGGCAAGGCGUGGGUCCCAAGGUUUUCAUUCCGCUGUAUUUCGAAAAGUCUCGGUGGACCCCUAUCGCAAUGCUUGCUGUCAUAAAAGCCGGAGGGGCGUUUAUUGUCCUUGACGAUUCCCAUCCAACACAGAGGCUGCGUGGUAUCUGCGAUGAUGCCGAAGCACCGUUCAUUAUUACUUCCGAGAAGAAUGCAUCUAGUGCAUCUCAACUCGCGGAUGUCUCCAUUGUUUUGGGCGAAUCUCACUGCUCGUGGCCAUCCAGCCAAAUUACUUCUCCCACCCUAGAAUCCAAAACCAACCCCAAAAACCCACUCUAUGCAGUCUUCACCUCUGGCUCAACGGGUAAGCCCAAAGGGGCUAUUAUCUCGCAUGAAUCAUGGUGUACCAGCGCCAAAGCCAACAGUGUCGCCUUGUCAUUAUAUCCCACCUCCCGGGUUUUUCAAUUCGCGGCCUAUGCUUUUGACAUCAGCAUCGCCGAUCAUUUAUUGACCCUCGUCGCCGGCGGCUGUAUUUGUAUCCCUUCAGCCAAGGACCGAGAGGGUGAUCUCGCACGGGUUAUGCGUGACCUUGAGGUAAACUGGGCAUGUUUGACGCCAUCUGUGGCCCGGAUAAUUCAACCCCAAACGACUCCUAUGCUCAAGACGCUGGUCCUCGCAGGGGAACCUAUUGCUCCUGAGGACAUUACCAUGUGGUCACCAGAAGUCCAUCUCCUCAACCUGUACGGGCCCGCCGAGUGUGCUAUCCUUACCACUCUGAAUCAGAAUGUCAAUGACCCAAAAGACCCAAACAACGUUGGCUUGCCGACCAGCGCAGUGUGCUGGGUUGUCGACGCGCAUGACGACCAAAAGCUCAUGCCAAUAGGUAGUGUCGGAGAGCUCGUCGUGGAAAGUCCUAUUGUCGGCUAUGGGUAUAUCAACAACCCAACCAAGACGGCCGCCUCAUUCAUCGCACCAGAUACGCACCCAGCAUGGCUGCAGCGGUUCCGCCGUGCAGAAACAACACGCUCACGUCUAUAUCGCACAGGCGAUCUAGUCCAGUACAAAGCAGACGGAACACUACGAUUUGUCGGCCGCAAAGACACCCAGAUCAAGCUACGCGGACAACGCAUCGAGCUUGGCGAAGUUGAAUACCACCUUCGCCGCAGCUUUCCCGACGCUGCCGAAGCCGUCGCAGAGCUGGUAGUCCCGAAAGACGAUACAUUCAACAGCCGCAGACAACCAACUCUAACGGCCUUCAUUCGUCCUCGAGACCAAACACUCAGACAAUCAGAUCGAACCCUCCAGGCACAGGUCGCAGCCGCACUGCCCACCCUACGCGCCUCCUUACCAAGCUAUAUGAUCCCCACAGCUUUCCUCUACGUGAACUCAUUCCCACUAAGCACAUCCCGCAAGCUGGACCGUAAACUCCUCCGCAGUCUAGCCGCGGAACGGCCCCGGGAGGAAUAUCUCGAUGCAUCGUCCAGCGUGCAGAAGCGGGACCCGUCGAGCCCGGUCGAGCAUGUGUUACAUGAACUGUUUGAGGACACGCUCAAUGUUGAUGGCACGGACUUUGGGGUGGAUCAUGAUUUCUUUGCCUUGGGGGGCGAUUCUAUCCUCGCUAUGAGCUUGGUUGCGCGGGCUCGAUCGCGUGGGUUGGAUUUUAGGGUGCGGGAUUUGUUUGCGAAUCCUACUGUGUGCGCUCUAGCUCAGCAUGCUAAAUGUGAUGGAAAGCCAGAGUCCAUUGAGACUUAA